Auanema sp. JU1783 is the source of this 2388-nucleotide messenger RNA. The record is from the annotation of a GenBank genome assembly. Lineage: Eukaryota; Metazoa; Nematoda; Chromadorea; Rhabditida; Rhabditidae.
AUGAGUUUCAGGGAAUAUUUGAUGGGGGAAGUAGCGCACCGCAGAAACCACGACGAUCGGAGUCUACGAUGUAAUGUAAAUGAACGAAGUAAUAAUCCGGCAGCAUGUUAUGGCCCAUCUUCCACAUUACAAAAAAUUAUGGAUUCCAAGGAAUAUUUCUACCACGAAGUUCAACAAACUGAUAAGAUGUUGUUCGAUAACAGAAGAAGAUCCCGUUUAUCGAGGGAACUACAAAGACGAUCAGAGAUUGAACGUUUACGGAGAAAAAGUGUAAGUCUGGAGCGAAUUGUGCCGACUCCCGUCAUUGUUGAUCAAUUUCUUGUUACAUUAACUAUGCAUGUAAAUCGAGUGGAAUAUUUUGAACUAACAAAUCCUAUUGGCAACGGAGGAUCAAAACUUGAUAACUUAGCCAAAAUUUCUGUCGAGUCCAAUACUAUUGUGCGACUACCGGACAAGGAUGAGAAUGAUCCCUAUUUAACAUCACAAGUAACUAUAACCGGAAGACUCGCCAAUGUGGAAAAAGCAAGAUUAAGAAUAAGAGAAUGUGGCUUGAUCGACGUCAUGUUUCCUUUGAGCAAUGUCAGACCAGAGGUACCCAUGGGUUCCCGUGAAGAGAUCUGUCAUUUCUUGCUACAAAAAGAGCUUCUUAGGUUUAUUCCCUCUCAUCUUCGGGUCCACAUCAUGGAUAGGAACUGUUUGUUCAAAACUUUCAUCGUCAAGAUAGUUGGCCGUACAACAGACGAAAAGAUCAUCAAUGAAACUAUUCCCAAACUUUUAAACAUUUUCUAUACACCUGAUGUAGCUGCUCAGAUUCCACUUGCAACACAAGUAGAUAUUCCUUCAUGUCAUCGGUAUCUUGUAUUCGGACAUGGAGAAGCUGUUAAUAAUAACCUGCUGGCCAUCGCUAAAUUAACGAACACAAGUAUUCUUUUCCCUGCUACAUUAUAUGGUGAUAGUCCAGUGUUCUCUUGCUUUAUUCUUGGAGAGAUAGAUGUUUUACAAAAGACGAGAGUAUAUCUUCAGGGUUUACUACCAGCCCAAUUGAGUUUCACAAUUUAUGACAGCGACCUUCGAUACAAACGAGAAACUGACAGCACUUACAAGCAUUUUGACCGCAACUCACAAGUUUUCUUACGCGUUCAGCCUUCUGAACUUCAACCCAUCGCUCGUCUUUCUAAUGACCCUCUUAUUCACUAUUUUUGUUUAUCUACAAGAGAGUAUAAUGUAAAUCGACUAUACUCUGUUGUCGAUUUGACAGUUCGAGGAAGUGACUCCUCCAAAAUUCCAGUCCCUCCGACUAAUAACAUGUUCCAGCAAUUAAUUCCGCUUUUGAGCGAUCCUUCUCUUUUUUUAAAUUUCAAAAGUAGAGCUGACCCAAAAAAUUUUCUUAUACCUCCUAUACGACGAGAAGUUGCGCCGUUGGAAGAAAGCAGAAACGAAACACCCGUACCCAAAGACCCCAAUAUAAGAAUCCCUACAACAGAUUCUGAUUCAUGUAGCCUGUCACAGUCAUCCUAUGAAGGAAGUAUCGGAAGGCCUCGUUUGAUCCCAAAAGUAGAUGAUCCUGUAUAUCCACCCUACCCUAACUAUAGACAACGAGUUCAACAGCCUGAAUUCCGUUACUAUAAUCAGUCUGCUUACUAUGGAAAUAGUACGUUUCCUACGAAUUCCAGCGGUUUUAGAGCUCCAACUUCAGAAUCGUUUCGAACCUACAGUAACGGUAGAUUACGGCCUAACGACAAGCGAACUACCUAUGGGAUGACCAGAGGAACUUGUCGUUUUUCCCCUUUUACCCCAAACAAGAGUGAGUUGUCACUCAAACCCAAAGUAAAAGAAGAUGAUGAAGUUUACUACGCCCUGAAUGAUAGCGAAAUCAGCGCAGCUAAUCAAAGUAUUGAUGGAGACAAGAUGAAGAGAUUCCUUUCACCCAAACCAAACCUGGGACAACAGCAAUCAUCCUUCAGAAAUCGUAUGGAUGAAGAUAACGCUGGCAGAUACAUCAACCAGCCUCCUCGUUUGCAGCCUCGUCGAGAGCAUCAUUAUGAAGAGAAGGUUCAGCUACGUUAUCGUACAACUAUUCCUACUGAAGAUGAUAACAUCACUAAAAUGAACCCAGAGUGUACCAGUCAGCAAGUGAUCGAGCCUCCAAUGUCGCCAUCUGGUGAAUCUAGAAGGAUGAAUGUCAUGGAACUGAUCAUGAAAGCAGCUGAAGAACCCCAGUCUGUCGCGAGGAAUCGGGAAAUGAAGGAGUCGAGUAAUGGUACUGCUGAGUACAAUGGUCGGACGUCUACAAUGGUUCAAGAGAGACAAAGUUUUUUGAGCCUCCUGUUUAAUAAUAAAAAGAUUAUGCAUCGAAAAGAAUCUUAUGAACAAUGGGAUUAUGUAUAG